Diatraea saccharalis (sugarcane borer) is the source of this 3862-nucleotide messenger RNA. NCBI's taxonomy places the organism in Eukaryota, Metazoa, Arthropoda, Insecta, Lepidoptera, Crambidae. The record is from the annotation of a GenBank genome assembly.
AUGAAACCAAAGAGCAAACGUCAACAAACCGUUUGGAGGCUUGAGUGCGAGCUAGGUGUUAUUGCAGACUCAGACUGUCCCGUAGAUGGCGGCUGGUCGCCAUGGGAAGCGUGGUCUUCAUGCCAUGGAUCCUGUGACGAUAUUGGACACCGCAGGAGACGAAGACUAUGUAACAAUCCACCACCAUCGCAGGAUGGAAUACCUUGCACUGGAUUAGCCGAGCAAAUUGAAGCGUGCUACUUAAAUAAUUGCACUGUUGAUGAUUUCCGUAAACUCGUUGAAGACGAUGUGGUCAGAAAACGUGCAUUACUACAACUUGAAGUAGUUCCAGCAUUAAUGGAACAAUGUCUUCAAAUGGAAUGUCCAUUUGAAGGAAUCGAAGCAGCCUUGACUACUGAUAAUACUUGGAAAAUAAAUGCUGAAACGUUAUGGAAUGCUAUACAAUGCGUUAAACACAACUUGGGCUGUCCUACGGUUGGGGAAUGGGGAACUUGGGGUUCUUGGUCAGUAUGCGGUGCCAGAUGUGGACGGGGACUUCGCUGGAGACUAAGACGAUGUGACAAUCCACCACCUUCAGACGCUCAUUUAGUAUGUUUGGGCACCCCCUUACAAACUCAAGAUUGCGAGGGUGAUCAGUGUGCUUUAGAUCAAUUGGAUUCAUAUGAAGAAAAAAUUGGGCACUGGAGUGAAUGGGGACAAUGGAGUGCUUGUUCUGAAAAGUGUGGUACUGGAGUGAAACGCCGUAAACGAACUUGCAACGAUGUAAAUAAAGAAAAUUCGCUUUUGACUUGGGGAACAAACUGUCGUGGACAACAUGAUCAGGUAGAAAUGUGCAAAAAUCGGGUUUGUGUGCUAAAUGGAGGAUGGUCAGGCUGGAGCGCAUGGGGUCCUUGCUCCCAAACUUGUGGACCUGGGAGAAGAUCUCGAACUAGAUCAUGUACGAGACCAGUACCUGCUGGCCCGACAGCUGUCAAUUGUGUAGGGCCUAGAACAGAAGUAAGUUCUUGUCAGCUUUCAGCUUGUGAUGUUUUCUCACAUAAAGUAGCAGUCUUAAGCGGAGAGUCACACAUACACUACAAUUUUGAAAAUAAACGUUCUACUCUUUUUCAUUUCUAUAUCAGAUUUAUGCCUCUUUCUCCCCACGGAACUUUGGUUCGAAGAGGGAAUAUCCAUAAUCCGCUGGUUCGAUUGAGUUUACAAAAAUGGCAUAUUUGUUUAGACGUUAGUGGUUUAUCCCAUUCAUGCGAUUUGCCUCGAGUUUGUACAACCGAAGUUAUAGAACCAGCAACUUGGCACUCUGUCUUAAUUACGGUUACCAGUGACGCCGCAACUGUACGGUUAGAUGAUUCGCACAUUGCAAUCAGAAGCAUAUUUCCGUGCGAUCCAGAGUUACCUAAUGAUAUAGUUCAUAUUUAUAUAGGAGAAAGAUUGCAUGGAGAAAUUCAAGAGAUGAUGCUGAAUUUUAUUCCUUUGAGUAUGGUGAUCAAUAAAGGGAAGCGUAAAAUAUCAGACUUUUCUCCGAAUAUUGUUUCUAACGUUGCAUAUGAAAAAGCGAAUAUAGAAGAAGCCUUUUUGAAUUUGGAUAACGGACAAUAUUUGCGGCUACCGUGUUUUAACUCUCCUGAUGUUUGGAAAUUGCGAUUAACAGUAAAAUCUAAACUCGAUUCGGGUACAAUAUUAUUUUUGGAAGAUAAUAAAAACGGAAAUUGGGUGUACCUGGCUCUACAAAAUUUGAGAUUGAAAUUGAAAUUAACAAUGGGUGACUUACAUACAGAAACUAGCAGCUCCUCCGAUAUAUCUCUGGAUCAAUGGCUCGAUAUCCAACUUUCUAAAGAAAAGGGAACUAACACAAUCGAAGCCAUUGUAAACUCUGGAGAACGUCUUCAUGUCUUAUUUGAAAUUCCAAAUGAUAGAAAGCGGCAAAUAUCUGGUAAUAUGAAAAUUCAACAUCAACCUGGGAAACCAUUUAUAUUGCACGAUAAUACCACAAAACACGAAAAUCCUGUCUAUGGCAUCUGCAACGAUGAAUUUUUCGUAGGCGGUAUACCUGGUGAAAUAAAGAAAAAAAUACCAAACGAUUUGACUCCUUUUAAUGGCUGUAUUGCUUCUUUAAGUAUAGAUGGAAUAUUACAGGAUUUACAUAGCUGUAACAUAGAAAGGUACAUUGAAGACAAAGUUCAGGUGUCAUCAAGAACAGCUAGCGUAUCUGGUUCUUAUCACGAAACUGCUUGGGGAAACUCCAACAGUUUAAAUCUAACAUGUCUUCAUACUAGAAGCCUAACAACCCCUCAUUCUGCACAUUGGCUUUUUUUAGAUACUGCAGUGACAAGUACACUCAAAGAUAAGAAAAUACGUUCAGUGGAUGAUGGCAAAGUUUUGAGAUUAGUUGCUACGGCUGAUAAUGAACUCAGAGGUUUUUAUACAUGUCGAUCUCAUUCAAUUAAGCACACUCGUAAUAUAAUAACUUACGGAGUACUUGGUAAAAUAAAAUACAAAUUAUUUGAACCAGAUAUGACAACAAUAGUUGCUGUCUUAACAACAGUAACCCUUGUACUAGCCACGAUUUUAUGGCUAGUGAUUGAGGCUAUACACGAUCUGCGCAAUGGAUAUGGCUUUUUUCGAGACGCCCAUUUAUCUCCAGAAGAAGAGGCGGAAUCUGUAUGUAAAUUCAUUGACGCUAAUUUACACCUUAUCGGUUGCAAGACAGCUGCAAAAUUAGCUAAAGCUAGAGCGAGACGCAAAGCUCAGCAGUUAACUAGUAAGUUUAGUUUUGCCGCACAAGAACCACAAGGUUUGUUGCAAGAACAAAACUUGGGACAUGAAAACUUAGAUGAAAAUAUUACAUCUAGUGAACCUGAAGGGCUGCCAGCUUUGCCUGAGGUAAAGAGUACAGAUACUGAACAAUUACAUAAAAUAUUUAGAUCUGAUGUUUGCUAUACAAGUUCUCCUAAACAUGGAUCCGAUAUAUCAGAUCGUUCUAAGUUAUCGUCCUCAACGCUUGAUGCUAGGUCGCCUAGGUUUUUGUGCUCACAAUUAUUAAUGACAAAAAGAAUUCGUUCCGCUAAACAAAGCCAUUUAUUGAAAAGUAAAAGACAAGUAAGUUCGCCACGAAAAGCCCGCUCGAAGUUACUUACGAUUCAAUCAUCGGGAUAUGUAAAUCUAUCGCCAGUACAAAAAAUUUUACAAAAAUUUCAACAACUGAAAAGUGAUGACACUGUAGAUUAAUUUUAACAUAAACAUAUUAUUUAAAAAUCAAUUAACAAUAAAUUCUAUUUAAUUACGUUUUUCAUUUUAUUCAGGUUAAAAAGAAUUGUAUUAAUCCUAUUGAUCCUUAGACAUGGUAGGGGAAUGAAAGCCAAAAUGAAAAUUGACAAAAUAUGUGAUCUAUCACGUGUGCUGUACACACAGACACGAAGCUCAGUUUGAUUUAUAGACGGCAAACUAGUGCGAAUAUUUUAAAGAAAAAUAUUACAAAAACAUCACAUUUCUAUGAUUUUAUUGCUUAAAAUAAGUACAUAUCUAACACAAAAUAAUGGAUGUAACCAAUGCUAAAUAAUAGUUAAGUAAUAUGUUCAAAUAAUAAUAAUGCAAGGCCAAGUUGUACAGAUUUUGUUGAGGGCAAAAUAGAAGGAAUAAAAAAAAUUAAAGUGCUAACAAUACGAACAACAAAAUACUAUUGUCAUGACAAAAAUAAAGCAAAAAAAAUAAAUUUAAAGAAAUAAUAAACUUACAGUUUCCCAAAAAACAAACGAAGAAUCGCCCACAGAAUACCAGUCUUCUGGUUACGAUGUCCGUCGUAUUGAGGAUGAAUACAUUAAUCUUGAAGAUGUUGGUUUCUUAAGUAUAAAUGGCAAAAAUUGAA